Messenger RNA from Musa acuminata subsp. malaccensis (wild Malaysian banana), 1339 nucleotides. Its product is annotated as secretory carrier-associated membrane protein 2. The record is from RefSeq and is a predicted model, not a curated record. Gene Ontology annotation, biological process: protein transport. NCBI's taxonomy places the organism in Eukaryota, Viridiplantae, Streptophyta, Magnoliopsida, Zingiberales, Musaceae. Gene Ontology annotation, cellular component: trans-Golgi network membrane; recycling endosome membrane.
GGUGAAUGCCGGAGCUAAAUUAUGUGCAGCACCAAAUUGCUGCUUGCUGAACAUGGUUUCUUGUAAUCCUUUUGCCUAUGCGGUGAUGAUCUCAACCCAUGAGAAAGAAUGGUGAAUACUGAAGCAUGAAGCUAUGUUCCAUUUCACCACCACUUGGAGAAGUUAGCAUCAGAGGAUCCUGGUGUUCGUGGAAAAGCAGCUGGAUCAAAUUACGGUGGAGGGUCAUUUUACAUGACAAACCCUGGAAAUGUCCCUCCCGUUUCCAAGCCUAGACUUUCACCCCUUCCUCCAGAGCCUGCUGAUUUUCACAAUGAUCGUGGUGCAACAGUUGAUAUUCCUCUUGAUACAGAAAAGGACUUAAAGAAAAAGGAGAAAGAACUUCAAGCAAAGGAAGCUGAAUUAAAUAGGAGGGAAAAGGAAAUCAAACGAAGGGAAGAGGCUGCAGCCCGUGCCGGUAUUAUUAUUGAGGACAAAAAUUGGCCACCCUUUUUUCCUAUUAUUCAUCAUGAUAUUGUGAAUGAGAUACCUGUCCACUUGCAAAGAUUGCAGUACUUCGCAUUUGCAUCUUUGAUAGGUUUGACCGCAUGCCUAUUUUGGAAUAUUGUAGCAACUACAGCAGCUUGGAUUAAGGGAGAAGGUGUAAAGAUCUGGUUCCUUGCCAUCAUUUACUUUAUUUCUGGAGUUCCAGGAGCAUAUGUCUUGUGGUAUCGACCUCUUUAUCGUGCCAUGAGGACUGAUAGUGCUUUGAACUAUGGAUGGUUUUUCCUGUUUUACCUGCUUCACAUUGGCUUUGUCGUCUAUUCAGCUGUGGCUCCUCCACUCAUUUUCCAUGGAAAAUCUUUGACAGGUAUUCUGCCAGCUGUAGAUCUUAUCAGCGAAGAUGUUUUGGUUGGGAUCUUCUAUUUAGUCGGAUUUGGAUUGUUCUGCAUUGAAUCCCUGCUCAGCAUCUGGGUUAUGCAGCAAAUAUACAUGUAUUUCCGGGGGAGCGGGAAAGCUGCAGAAUUAAAGCAUGAGGCAGCUCGUGGUGCUCUGAGGGCUGCAAUGUGAUUUACAUAUACAUCACUGGUCGCCAAAAGACUAAAUAGGAUAUACGAUGGAAUCAGCACCAAAAAUUUUGCAUUAAUGCUUUCUUUGUUUCUUCUGUCAUUGAAUUAUCUGACAGUUGACGUUUGGAUGUCACAGUGUUCGUCCAUGUGAGGGUGUUAUUUGAAGCUUCUUUGUAGCCGUAUUGGCUGCUUGUGUCUCAUAUGCUCUUUUUGUUUUGUGCUGUUGUGCUAUAGAACAACUACUUUCGUAAUAGUCGCGGACAGAAUGAGUUCAUGCGUCUGCUAUUCGUUCA